AUGGUCCAGAAUUUAUAUGCAAAGGCCAAAGGAGGUAGCAAGAGAGAGGAACUUAACUCAAAAGUGAGAAGAUUCCACAUUUUUGAAGGACAAACACUUUCAGUAACUUGCUUGAGGGAAGAAACUGAGGCUAUUAGAGAUGAACUGGAGGAGUGGAAGCAGAAUUACCAGCAUCUUGAAGCAGAGAGUAAACAGCUAUUUGCAGAAAUGUAUUUAGCCAUUCAAGAGAAGGAACAAAGUUUGUCUAACCUUCAGUCAAAGAAUGAAGAACUCCAACAUUACUUCGAGAAAAUUGAAAAUUCAGACAAAACUUAUGUGGGGAAAGAUAUAUCAGAGGUGAAGAAGAAGUCUCGCACUUUAAAGGAAUUUAUGUGUAGAGCCAAAACUGCUUUGUGGUUUGCAAAGUCAUUUGGACUGGAACUAGAGUCAAUGACUAUGAAUGAGCAAAAGACUGGCAUCAGUCACACAGUAAUGGCUGAAGACCAGAUGUCAAAUUACAAUGGGAACUCAAAUGCAUUUGACUCACUGUCUGAAGAGGAGAAGUCCAAAGUAGAAAAGGUGCUAUUUUUAUUAGAUAAAUUUUGUGUUGGAGACAACUUUUUUAUCAUGAGCUUACAAUGGUAG
Pocillopora meandrina is the source of this 624-nucleotide messenger RNA. Lineage: Eukaryota; Metazoa; Cnidaria; Anthozoa; Scleractinia; Pocilloporidae. The record is from the annotation of a GenBank genome assembly.